UGUCCAGGCGCUGCCUCCUCCUUGGUGGGCUGGGGGAGGGGGUGCAUGAGAGGAACCUGCAGGUCUUCUCAGCACACAUCCCUCUCGGGUUUGCGCCCUGCGCGGCUGAGAGCCCGCCUUCUCCGCGACUUCGGUUCUUGCUUGAGGGGCGUCCAGCCUGCGGCCAAGAUGUCCCCAGUGGGGAAGGUGACCCAGGUCCCGAGCGGGAAUGUCUACCAGCAGAUCUUCGAGGCUGAGGUGCAGCUGGUCCGCUCCCUGGCGGCCACCAGGCAGCGGGCUGUGGAGUGUUCCCUGUCCCCGAAGAAUGGCAGGAAGCCGUUGAUGAAGAGGGUGGAUAUUCCUGAGGGGGAGAUGAUGUCUCCGCGGCAGCAGAAGUGGGUGCACAGCCUACCCAAUGACUGGGUCACGGAAAACCCUGUUCUCUACAGAUAG
This is a messenger RNA of Diceros bicornis minor, 432 nucleotides long. RefSeq names its product coiled-coil domain-containing protein 180-like. NCBI's taxonomy places the organism in Eukaryota, Metazoa, Chordata, Mammalia, Perissodactyla, Rhinocerotidae. The transcript has 4 exons. The record is from RefSeq and is a predicted model, not a curated record. Bases 46 to 432 code for a protein of 128 amino acids.